GGGCAGACCCUGACAGAAGGGGCACAGGGCUGGGUGUGGGUUCACCGUUGGCAGGGCCAGGUGAGCUAUGUGGCCUCAGCUGCUCCUCUUGCUGUUGGCCCCACGGAGUGGGCAUGGCUGCCAGGGCCCGGAGCUGGACCGGGAGCUUGUCCUGGCCAAGGUGAGGGCUCUGUUCCUGGAUGCCUUGGGACCCCCGGCAGUGACUGGGGAAGGUGGGGAUCCUGGAGUCAGGCGUCUGCCCCGAAGACAUGCUGUGGGGGGCUUCAUGCGCAGGGGCUCUGAGCCCGAGGAGGAGGAUGUCUCCCAGGCCAUCCUUUUCCCGGCUACAGGUGCCCGCUGUGGGGACGAGCCAGCUGCUGGAGAGCUGGCCCGGGAGGCUGAGGAGGGCCUCUUCACAUAUGUAUUCCGGCCGUCCCAGCACACACGCAGCCGCCAGGUGACUUCAGCUCAGCUGUGGUUCCACACGGGACUGGACAGACAGGGGAUGGCAGCCGCCAAUAGCUCUGGGCCCCUGCUGGACCUGCUGGCACUAUCAUCCAGGGGUCCUGUGGCUGUGCCCAUGUCACUGGGCCAGGCGCCCCCUCGCUGGGCUGUGCUGCACCUGGCCGCCUCUGCCCUCCCUUUGUUGACCCACCCAGUCCUGGUGCUGCUGCUGCGCUGUCCUCUCUGUUCCUGCUCAGCCCGGCCCGAGGCCACCCCCUUCCUGGUGGCCCACACUCGGGCCAGGCCACCCAGCGGAGGGGAGAGGGCCCGACGCUCCACCGCCCCUCUGCCCUGGCCUUGGUCCCCCGCCGCGCUGCGCCUGCUGCAGAGGCCCCCGGAGGAACCCGCUGUGCACGCCGACUGCCACAGAGCUUCCCUCAACAUCUCCUUCCAGGAGCUGGGCUGGGACCGGUGGAUCGUGCACCCUCCCAGUUUCAUCUUCCACUACUGUCACGGGGGCUGCGGGCUGCCGACCCUGCCCAACCUGCCCCUGUCUGUCCCUGGGGCCCCCCCUACCCCUGUCCAGCCCCUGUUGUUGGUGCCAGGGGCUCAGCCCUGCUGCGCUGCUCUCCCGGGGACCAUGAGGUCCCUACGCGUUCGCACCACCUCGGAUGGAGGUUACUCUUUCAAGUACGAGACAGUGCCCAACCUUCUCACCCAGCACUGUGCCUGCAUCUAAGGGUGUCCCGCUGGUGGCCAAGCUCCCACAGGCACCAGCCUGGAGGAAGGCAGAGUUCCCACCUCCCCUUUCCUUCCGCCUCUCCGCCUGGAGGCUCCCCUCCCUGUCCGCCCCUGUCCCAUGGGUAAUGUGACAAUAAACAGCAUAGUGCAGAUGACUCGGUGCGC
This is a messenger RNA of Sus scrofa (pig), 1329 nucleotides long. RefSeq names its product inhibin subunit alpha (gene INHA). The record is from RefSeq and is marked provisional. Lineage: Eukaryota; Metazoa; Chordata; Mammalia; Artiodactyla; Suidae. Gene Ontology annotation, cellular component: extracellular region. Gene Ontology annotation, molecular function: cytokine activity; growth factor activity.